AUGGAUCUCGGUGAAAUUGGAGGUGAUGAUGAGGAGGAAAUGAAUGAAGAACAUACCAGAGAUCCCAACUUGAUAGCCAGCAAGAGUGGUGAAAAAAAUAGCCGCCAAGCAAAUAUCUUCCUACAGAGUGUAAACAAGAGAUGCAAUUACCUGCAAGGUCUCCUCAGUAUCUUCCUGCACUCAACUGGGGCCCCCGAGAAAGUUGUUGAGGUCCUUGCACACACUGGCUUGUCUGCAGUGAACUCUAUGUCACAUGGGAUCUCAAGUCAAAUCAAACAAGCUGUGCAGUCUAUGCGCGGACAUUUCGGACAUUUUGCAAAUCAGCUUGCUGAGCCAGACCCUGUAACCCAGAUCCCGCUGCAUAAAACAGAUCAGAUAACUUGUCGUGCUAUGAAAAUAAAACAGUCUACAUCAGAUGGCAAUAUUGAAGCCUUGGAGAAUCUACUAAGGCAAGGUGAUGAGGAUUUUGAUCUUGAUCAUGACAAGGACAUGUCAGAAUAUGUUCUCUUUGUCCAUGGGGACUUACUCACAAAAGAGCGGAUUGAUGCUGUUCGCCAUUCUUGCCGCAUUGAAAGAACACCAAAGGAUUGGUUUCAAUACAUUGUGUUUCUGCCAGGGCUCUUCCAUUAUAAAAUGGCAUGUGCUGAUGCAAUCUGGCGGACAUACCUGCAGCCUGCAGACUCUCAAAGCGACCCAAAUAGCUUAUAUGAGCACAUUGGGAUGCUGCGUCCUAAAGAGACAGGAAAGCUCAUCAGCAAGCCUGGAUUCAGGCGUAUGCACAACAUUGUGCACCAUGACUUGACAGGAUCAAUGCUUAACUGCUGGCAACAUAAGAUUACCAAAAGAAAUCCACAGUGCUCAUCAAUUGAGCUGUUUGCAACUACAAAACCCACAUGGGAGGACAUAGUUGACAUGUCCGACGCAAUUGUGGCCAAGUAUAUUGGGACCAGUCCUGAUUUGCAUAAAGAACGCAGCAAACCUUUCCACGAGCGUGACAAAGUGUAUGGAAACCAACUCCUCCACAAUUGUGAUGAGCUCAUGUAUGUUGAUUUAUGCCAUGCCAUGAAUUCUGGAGAUGUGGGUCAUGUUGAGGCCUCGUUCUUGCCAUGGAUACAUAUCUUUGUCACUGUUGGGAAGCAUAAGUAUGCAGCACAAAUAAGCAAAAUUUUAUGUGACCUUUGCUAUCAAUACCCUCCAGAUUUGAGUCAAUUGAUACACCUUAACCUGCUGUGCAAUCCAAAGGGUGUGACUGGGGCAUGGUGUGCCAUUGAUUGGCUAGUGGAGCGGAACAACCUGUACACAAAGGUAAUUGUUUCAGGAUUGGGUUCAAAUUGCACAAUAGACCACAUCAUCGAACAUUCACCUCUCAUUGAAGUCUUCCGUCACUGCCAUAUUAUUGUCAAAAACCCAUUCCACCUCCUCCACCAUACAAUCCGCCACCAACCACCAGAUAUGACCAAGACAAUUGAAAAACUUACAAAGCGGCUUUUAGAGACUAAACCACACAAGUUUACUGCCGGUCGUAGCAAGCGGCUUUGGGAUUAUACAAAAAAAGGGGUAGGAGUAUCUACAUCUGGGGAGGGCGAUAUGAGCAAGAUCAACAAUGCAGUCGAGGAUUUUGUUGGCGAUGACAAGUUGGGCCCCAAAAAAGUCGACAUCUCCAUAACCAGCAUCAACCAUCUGCUUCUCUUGUGUUUAGCACACGAUGCACAAGUCCUGGUUGCAAAUAUCGCAACAAAGCCGCGACAAACAACAGCUGCAUCUCUCACACUCACACCUGUCGCCACCAUUCUCACUGUGUUCUUCACUGCAGACUCGGAGCUGGAUGCCAACUCAAGGUGCCAUCACUACAUCCCCAUCACCACCACUAUUGCCACUGCCCUCCUCAGGCUCGGCCUCAACAAAUGGCUCUUUGUUCGACGGACCUUCAUCAUCUUCAUGCACGCCCAAACUGUUGUAAGAGCGAACACAGAGAUUUUGUAUACCCCCAUUGUAUCACAAGCUUAA
Molecule: messenger RNA, 2007 nt
Organism: Serpula lacrymans var. lacrymans S7.9
Lineage: Eukaryota; Fungi; Basidiomycota; Agaricomycetes; Boletales; Serpulaceae
Exons: 12
Coding region: 1-2007 (668 amino acids)
Source: RefSeq, a predicted model, not a curated record